Messenger RNA from Myripristis murdjan (pinecone soldierfish), 2665 nucleotides. It is a transcript of the gene dld, whose product is annotated as deltaD. The record is from RefSeq and is a predicted model, not a curated record. Bases 96 to 1622 code for a protein of 508 amino acids. Gene Ontology annotation, cellular component: oxoglutarate dehydrogenase complex; mitochondrion. Lineage: Eukaryota; Metazoa; Chordata; Actinopteri; Holocentriformes; Holocentridae. Gene Ontology annotation, biological process: pyruvate metabolic process; 2-oxoglutarate metabolic process. Gene Ontology annotation, molecular function: dihydrolipoyl dehydrogenase (NADH) activity; flavin adenine dinucleotide binding. The transcript is spliced from 14 exons.
CCCGGAUUGGUAGUGCGCCUGCGCAGUGCUGGGAGUCCUUGGCUGGUCGGCCUGCUGUAGGUGACUGAUCCUGCGACGGGACACACACUCACAACAUGCAGAGCUGGAACCAGUUAUAUCGCACUUUGGCGACGCGGGGCCACCACCUCCCCUGCAAGCUCCACGGUGCUUCAGUCGUGUCCGUCAGAACGUACGCUGACAAAGCAGCAAUCGAUGCCGACGUCACGGUGGUGGGCUCCGGGCCAGGCGGCUACGUCGCCGCCAUCAAAGCCGCCCAGCUCGGCUUUAAGACAGUGUGUGUUGAGAAGAACGCCACUCUGGGCGGGACGUGCCUGAAUGUCGGCUGCAUCCCGUCCAAGGCUCUGCUGAACAACUCCUACCUUUACCACAUGGCUCACGGCAAGGACUUCGAAAGCAGAGGCAUCGAAAUCUCUGGCAUCACGUUGAACUUGGAGAAGAUGAUGUCUCAGAAGAGCGGGGCGGUCAAAGCGCUGACCGGGGGAAUCGCACAUCUAUUCAAACAGAACAAGGUGACCCACGUGAACGGCUUUGGGAGGGUGACGGGGAAGAACCAGGUGACGGCCACGUCUGCCGACGGCAGCGAGCAGGUCAUCAACACCAAGAACAUCCUCAUCGCCACGGGCUCCGAGGUCACGCCCUUCCCCGGGAUCCAGAUUGAUGAGGAGACCGUCGUGUCGUCGACGGGCGCUCUGUCGCUGAAGAAGGUUCCCGAGGAGCUCAUCGUCAUCGGAGCCGGCGUCAUCGGAGUCGAGCUGGGCUCGGUGUGGCAGCGUCUGGGCUCCAAGGUCACGGCGGUGGAGUUCCUGGGUCACGUGGGCGGCAUGGGCAUCGACAUGGAGAUCUCCAAGAACUUCCAGCGCAUCCUGCAGAAGCAGGGCGUCAAGUUCAAGCUCAGCACCAAAGUCAUGGGCGCCACCAAGCGGCCCGACGGCAAGAUCGACGUGGCAGUGGAGGCGGCGGCCGGAGGGAAGGGCGAGACGCUGACGUGCGACGUGCUGCUGGUUUGUAUCGGCAGACGACCUUUCACCCAGAACCUGGGCCUGGAGACGGUGGGCAUCGAGCUGGACAACAGGGGGCGCAUCCCCAUCAACAACCGCUUCCAGACCAAAGUGCCCAGUAUCUAUGCGAUCGGGGACGUGGUCGCCGGCCCCAUGUUGGCCCACAAGGCCGAGGACGAGGGCAUCAUCUGUGUGGAGGGCAUGGCGGGCGGCGCCGUGCACAUCGACUACAACUGUGUCCCCUCGGUCAUCUACACACACCCCGAGGUGGCCUGGGUGGGCAAGACCGAGGAGCAGCUCAAAGAGGAGGGCGUCCCGUACAAGGUGGGCAAGUUCCCGUUCGCCGCCAACAGCCGAGCCAAGACCAACGCCGACACGGACGGCCUGGUGAAGAUCCUGAGCCACAAGGAGACGGACCGCAUGCUGGGCGCACACAUCCUGGGAUCUGGGGCAGGAGAGAUGAUCAACGAAGCAGCGCUGGCUAUGGAGUACGGAGCCUCCUGUGAGGACGUCGCCCGAGUCUGCCACGCCCAUCCUACGGUGUCCGAGGCGUUCAGAGAAGCCAACCUGGCCGCCUCCUUCGGCAAAGCCAUCAACUUCUGAGGGGCGGGGCGGCUGUGGCACGUCGGUGUACAUACCUGCCGAGUCCAGGACCCCCCCCCCCCCCCACCUCGCCCCCCCUCGCCCCGCGCCCCACCUGGACUCCUCUGUAUACUUUACACACCAACCUGUACCACAUCUAGUUCUUAUGUUAUUUAAAUGUUCUCAGUGAAUGAAUAAAAGGGGUUUGGGUGGUAAAUACUGACUUCAGAUCAGUGUUUUGUUGUGUCGCUGCGGUUCAGAUCCACAGGAGAACAGGAGGCCUCGCUCUCUCUCUGUAGCAGCUGCAAAGAGCCCUGACGGUAACACACCUUUAUAAAUAUAUAAUAUAUGAUAUGUUUAUAGUUGUAGGCUGGGUGGUGCAGCUUGUCUCGCUGAAGGGAGGAAGGUGUGUACAUUUCUUUCUUUUUUUUUUUUUUUUUUUUUUACAGUGUGAACAUCAGGGCUCAGCUCAGAAUCUUCUGGUUUGUGUGAAACGUGAUCAGAGAAGGGAAUUCCCACCAAUCAGCAGCCAGCACGGAGUUAAACUCAUGCAGGUUUUGGAGGCAAAUAAAGACGUUUUCCUUUGUUUUUGUUUUUUUAUUUUCUUUCCUUUUCUUUUUUCUGUUGGUUUCAAGCUGCUGGUGGCCGAUAUUUGGUGCUGAUUUUCAGCGUCGUUAAAUUAAACCGUUUCCAUGGCUAAAGUUUCAGCAGAUUGUGUUUCCUGUCAGAUGUUUUCCUCUUGGCAGAGUUACAGCCUCUGGAACAGCACUUAGUUUUUACUGGACAUCGAACCAGGAUAAAAAAAAAAAAAAAAAAAAAUAUGUUCAUACUUCCUCAUGUGGAAUCUGCUCAAGACGUCUCACCUGGUUCAGGGUUUGUAAUAUCGACCACAUCCUGUUUAUUAAGCGUCUCAGGUGUGGUCGCCUGGCAGGUGAGCGUCCCGGCUGGUGGCUUGUGGCUCGCGGGUUUGGAGGAUUCCUGCUCUGAUCACGUCUCUGUUUGUCUGCUCUGAUGCGUUCUUGCUUAUCAUCACUAAAACCAAUAAAUACAGUAACGGCUGAAAA